CUACAGUCAAUGCGGUUUCUAAGUUCUAAGCAAUUACAUAUAAUUUUCUUUUUGUAAAGUAGUUUAUCUAGGGGUUUGGGCUUCGGGGACGUCGCAAGCCCUCGGAACAGCAGCAUCGCGGACAACGACUUGCCCUUCCGCUUGACAUAAACCGACUAUGAAGAAAGCUAAGGAGGUUGAUCCUCAGAAAGCAGAGGAGGCCGCAGCAGCCCGACGACGAGCCAAGAAUGCCAGGAAGGCCGCCAAGCGCUCGGCCAAACGCGCAGAGCGCCGCGAAUUUGAACGGGUGCAGCAGGAGGAGCAGGAGGAGGCCGCACGCGCCUAUCGCGCGUACGUCGCAGCUGCUGAGGCGAGGUUCAAUGAGGCCAAGGCGGCCGACAACCCCAGCAGCAGGUCCAAUCAGCUGCGUGACAGCGCCAACAAGCUCUACCGCAACCUCGAGGGGGUGGCGCCCGUGCUGCUGCAGUCGCAGCUCAGCAGGACUGAGGGCCUCUACCGUGACGCGCUGUCCACCGCCAGCACCCCCCUGGAGCGCUGUGCCGCCGCCAAGAACCUGGCGGUGCUCUCCCGCCGCACCCUCACACUCACCCGCGCGGACGGACCCACCGCGCUGCAGCUGCAGGCUGACGCGCUGGGCCACUACGCCAGGGCGCUCAUCUGGGGCAGCGAGUGCCAGACCAUUGCCUGGAUGGACGACCUCUUCUCCGCCGCCAGCCAGCUGGUGGACUCGGUGCUGAGCUGGAAGACGUCCGAGCUGGUCCGCGAGCGCCCCUUCCUGGCGGCCAAGUGGCCCGACCAGGGGGCCGUGCUGCACAAGCUCUACUCCUGCCUGCCCCUGGCCUCCUCCUCCUCCGAGCGCUCCGGCCACCUGGCGGGCCUGAAGGCCUCCCUGGCGCUCACCCUGGCCAAGCACCUGUACGGCGAGGCGCUGCGGAUUCAGGAGGUGGGGCGCGCGGAGCAGGACUGGAGGCGCGCCCUGGAUCUGGUGCUGCGUGUUCAGCCGCUGUUCGCCGCUGCGGCCCACAACGCGAGGAGGGCGGGGGAUUCCGACAUGGAGGAGGAGGCCGAGUCCCUGGUAGAGGCUGCUGACAUCGGUGAAGCCAUCUGCCGCAGUGUGCAGGCCCGCCACGCCGCCGACGCGCUGCUGAAGCGGGUGCUGCAGGACAGUGAGAGUCUGGACAUGGAGGGCAUCCGGCUGGUGGCGGACAUGUACCAGGAGGCCGUUGCCCUGGCUCGCGGCUGCGACCUGGAGUGCGAGGCGCGCGCGCACCGCUCGCUGGGUCACCUGUACAGCACCGUACUGCGCAUGCGGGAGCGGGGGCUGAAGCACUACAAGCACGUGCUGGACCUGGGGGUGGCCAUGAUGCCGCGGGUGGUGAACGACACGGACUGGUACCAGGAGGCGCGCCGGGCGGUGCUGCAGGCGCAGCAGGAGCAGGCGGCGGCGGAGGAGCGGCAGGCGGCCGCCAGCCGGGCGCCCUUCCUGGAGCAGCUCAAGGAGGAGCUGGCGGCGGUGAGCAAGGCGGCGGUGAAGGGCUCCCACGAGCUGCUGCGCCACAUCUACCGCGUCCACCCGCCCGGGGGCGGCAGCGAGCCCGUCAGCCUGCCGCCCGAGUCGCUGCUGGGGGACAAGAUCAAGGACACGCUGCGGCGGGCCAUCAUCGCCUACCACCCGGACAAACAGGUCACCAAGCCCCGGCGCUGGCAGGUGCUGGCGGAGGAGAUCACCAAGGAGCUCACCCUCAAGUACGAAUGCAUGAAGGGUUGAGGAGGAGGAGGAGGAGGAGGAGGAGGAGGACGAGGGGGCGGCGGAAUGGAUACGGGGCCGGGGCUGGGG
Astrephomene gubernaculifera is the source of this 1837-nucleotide messenger RNA. NCBI's taxonomy places the organism in Eukaryota, Viridiplantae, Chlorophyta, Chlorophyceae, Chlamydomonadales, Astrephomenaceae. The record is from the annotation of a GenBank genome assembly.